Corylus avellana is the source of this 2617-nucleotide messenger RNA. Lineage: Eukaryota; Viridiplantae; Streptophyta; Magnoliopsida; Fagales; Betulaceae. The record is from RefSeq and is a predicted model, not a curated record.
GGAUGAUGUGGCAUACAUCAGUUUAAUCAUGCAAAAGUGGUCAUAUUUCAUGGUUUUCUUGCACUUUCAGGCCUUACAAUGUCCUAAUAAAUUUCUAGAGGAGGCGAAAAUGGUUCUAGAUGGUAGUUCAGAACUUGCAAACUACCCGGCAAUUAAAGAGAAAAACGUUGGUGCUGUAGAGGAUAAGGAAAGUCUCCAAGCAAGAAGGCCAGCAUUGGGCCGUAAGCGGGCUCGUUUCUUUUUAAAGUCUAAUUUGAUUCAACCUACUGAGAGCUUGGAACCAAGUUUGGACAUUGAACAACUAAAAGACCCGGAGGAAUUCUUCUUGGCCUAUGAACGGCUUGAAAAUGCCAAAAGAGAAUUACAAAAGCAGAUUGGUGGUGUUUCAAUGGAUUUAGAUGAGCAUAAUCCAUCCAAAACUGCACGACAACGUCGACCAGGGAUACUAGGGCGGUCAGUUAGAUACAAGCAUCGCUAUUCAUCAGUAAUUUCUGAAAAUAAUGAGAAUAUUUUAUCUUCUCAAGAGACAUUUGAUUCAGGCAUUGUUAGCCCAACUAAUGACAUCUCACAACGCAAAACUAAUCAUGAUUUAGCAUCAAAGGAGAGGUAUAUAGCUGGUUCAACGGACAAUCCAGAGAACAAGGUUAGUGAAAUCUUAGAUGAAUUGCUAUCUGGCAAUUUUGAAGAUCUGGAAGGGGAUAGAGCAGUCAGUAUUUUACAGAAGCGCUUGCAAAUCAAACCCAUUGAUUUGGAGAAGUUAAACCUUCCAGAAUUGCGAGAUAUCCAAAAGAUUGAUUUGAAAUCUUCAAGACGAAACAUGCUAAGGCCUCGGAAAGCUUUAGCGGACAUUGAUAAUAUGUUAAAAGGGAUUAGCAGUAAAUCACAUGUGAAGCUCAUACCAGAGGCAGAAAGCUCUUUUCAUCAUAUAUCUUCACCCACACCCCCAUCAAGUCUGUCUGCUUCAUUAUCUGUGUUACAGAGGCAAAUUUUGAGUUCAAAGUCAUCAAGUGAUCCAUUUCCGAAUCCUGAUUUUGGCCACUCACCUGCAAAAAAUUUCUCUUCGACUAAAUGCACGUUGAAAGAGUCUGACCUGGAUCAUACAGGAAUGCAGUUGAGCACUUGUGAUGAGUUGAAGUCACCCUUAGUUGAGGAAGAUAACAUUGAUAAUCUGUUAAAAGGGAUUAGCAGUAAAACACUUGUGAAGCUCAUACAGGAGGCAAAAAGCCCUUUUCAUCAUAUAGCUUCACCAACACCCCCAAGAAGUCCUCUUGCUUCAUUAUCUUUGUUACAGAGGCAAAUUUUGCAGUCAAAGCCAUCAAAUGAUCCAUUUUCAAUUCCUGAUUUUGGCCACUCACCAGCAAAAAAUUCUUCCCCGAUUGAAUGCAUGCCGAAGGAGUCUGACCUAGAUCAUACAGGAAUGCAGCUGAGCAAUUGUAAUGAGUUGAAGUCACCCUUAGUUGGGGAAGAUGACACUGCAACUGCUGAGACAGAUUCACAAGACGUGGCUAUUGAAGAUGUUACUUGUACAUCUGAAGCAAUUGUGCAUGAUAAUUCCAGUAAACUUUCUUUUCGUGUUGAUGUUGGCUCAAGUGGAACUCAUGUUGACAUGGAGGACAAUGUUGGAGGCAGUAUGGAUAUUGAAGUAAUAGAUGAGCAAUUAAGUAGGCAUGAUGCUGAUAUAGAUGCUCAGGAAAAUGGAUCCAAUAAAUUGGAGGACAAGGUAGAAGACAUGCCACAGGAACAGGUGGAGGCAGUGGCUUCUCCAGAAUGUAGUGUUAACAUGGUGGACACAACUGAGGAAAAUUCGAACUACAUUCGGACUCCAUUGGAUCAAUCAAAUCCUGCUGUGGUUGAAGACCAUGCAGUGCAUGGACUCUCCCAAUCCCCAGAUAAUGUCCCAGAACAGAGUAUAGAGAAAAUCCAGGAAAGUAUCGAGGUGUCAUUGAAUGAGCAAAUCAAUGCAAAAUCACGUCUGCACAGAGAGCGCAAGAGUAAAGAACGUUCUCACAGGAAAAGCCUUGCAGGAGCUGGUUUAUUGUGGAAAUCUGGGGUAAGACGAAGCACUAGGAUCAGGACAAGACCUUUGGAGUAUUGGAAAGGAGAAAGGUUACUAUAUGGUCGCAUCCACCAGAGUUUGACAACAGUUAUUGGGUUGAAGUAUGUUUCUCCAACAAAGGGUGACGAUGGAAAACCUGCUCUCAGGGUGAAAUCUUACGUCUCGGAUGAAUACAAAGAGCUUGUCGAACUUGCAGCUCUACAUUGAGAUGAUUGAAAUAUGAAGAAAUAUUUGGUGCCCCAUCAAGUUUUCUUAUAUCUUAUGUCUCCUGAUACCCUUUUUAUCUACUUGUCUCGGAUAUGUGGAAAGAAGGCUUGUCUGUAACUAGUUACAGUUCUAACGGUGGUAAAUGGUCAUUUACUUCUUGUUGUGGAUAAUUAGCUUCUAUGCCAAAAAUUUCAUCAGUAUAUGUAAGGUGAUUGAGUUAUUGCAUAUGUUCAUGGUGUUCUUCUUGAUUUUCCCCUCCCCCCAAGAAAAUGUCAUAGGAUUGGACUUAUUUUCAGCAAAUAACUCAUUUGAAGAUUUGGAAUUGAAGAAGUCAUUUGGAUCAGGAAAAAAAGG